AUGAAACCCAUUGAGGAGCAUACACCGAAGAAAAGUUCAUCUGGUUCGGUCGAUAGAGAUGUGAUACUUGCGGACUUGGAAAAGGAGAAGAAAACAUCAUUCAUCAAAGCAUGGGAAGAGAGUGAGAAGUCAAAGGCUGAGAACAAGGCGCAAAAGAAGAUCUCAGAUGUGCUUGCAUGGGAGAACAGCAAGAAAGCAGCCACUGAAGCACAACUGAGGAAGAUUGAAGAAAAAUUAGAGAGGAAAAAGGCAAUGUAUGGUGAGAGAAUGAAGAACAAAGUAGCUGCUAUUCACAAGCAAGCAGAGGAGAAGAGAGCAAUGGUUGAAGCUAAAAAAGGAGAAGAGCUUCUUAAAUCUGAAGAAUUGGCUGCCAAGUACAGAGCCACUGGUAUCGUACCAAAGGCAACCUGUGGAUGUUUCUAA
Molecule: messenger RNA, 423 nt
Organism: Thlaspi arvense
Lineage: Eukaryota; Viridiplantae; Streptophyta; Magnoliopsida; Brassicales; Brassicaceae
Source: the annotation of a GenBank genome assembly